UGCAGUCGCUCAAACCAUGGCCACACAACAGACCCUUCUGAUUAUUGGAAUAUUUGUUUUAGCAGGAUUUGAUGGAUGUUUCUCCGUUAUUCCUGAGGAGGAGCAGCACCCAAACUUUUGGUAUGUUAAGGGUAAAGAGGCUCUUCAUACAUCGCUCUCCAUGAAGCCCAACCUGCACCGUGCUAAAAAUCUCAUUCUCUUCCUCGGAGAUGGCAUGGGAAUCAGCACUGUGACCGCAGCAAGAAUUAUGAAGGGACAGAUGGAAGGGAAGACAGGAGAGGAGAGCGUCCUAGCCAUGGACACAUUCCCUCAUCUCGCUCUCUCCAAGACCUACAACGUCGAUCAGCAGAUGCCUGACAGCGCAGCAACAGCCACUGCAUAUCACUGCGGUGUGAAGGCAAACUAUGGGACUCUGGGUCUCAGUGCAGCUGCACGCCGCAAAGACUGCAGCUCCGUUAAAGGCAAUGAGGUCAAAUCAAUUCUGCAUCAGGCAAAGAUGGUUAUUUUAGGUGGCGGAAGGCAGUACAUGUUUCCCAAUGAAACGGUUGAUCCUGAAUACUCCACAUUUACGGGGAGCCGACAGGACAAAACAAACCUAGUUGAUGUGUGGUUAAGAAGCAAAAACAAUGCCAAAUAUGUGUGGAAUAAAAAAGAUUUUGAUGCUGUCAAAGAGGGCAAUACUGAUUACUUGAUGGGGCUUUUUGAGCCAAAGGACACCAGGUACGAGCUGGAACGCGAUCCUUCAAUGGACCCGUCGUUGACUGAGAUGGUGGAAAAAGCCAUUAAGAUUCUUCGCAAAAACUCGAAAGGAUUCUACCUCUUUGUGGAAGGUGGGAGAAUAGAUCACGGCCAUCACGCAGGGCAGGCCAAGUACGCUUUGACGGAGGCUGUGGAAUUUGACAGGGCCAUUGCGCGGGCGGCUGAGCUGACGAGUGAACUCGACACCUUGUCCGUGGUCACUGCUGACCACUCCCAUGUGUUUUCCUUCGGUGGCUACUCUUACAGGGGCAAUCCUGUGCUAGGCGUUUCUUAUUCAAAAGCUGAGGAUGGCAAGAGCUUUACUAAUGCACUUUACGGGAACGGUCCAGGAUACCAGAUUGCGAAUGGAACCCGUCCUGACAUGAAUGCAACAAGCUCAAGCAGUGAUGAAUAUCUUCAGCAGGCUGCUGUACCUCUAGAUUCAGAAACUCAUGGCUCUGAGGAUGUUGCUAUUUUCGCCAAAGGCCCAAUGGCCCACCUCUUCCACGGAGUCCAAGAGCAAAGCUACAUUCCUCAUGCUAUGGCUUACGCUGCCUGUAUUGAGCCCUACACCGACUGCCAGCUAGAAAACUAUGGCGUUUGCACUAAGUUCAGCCUCGCGGUGCUGCUGCUGAGCUUGCUCUCCUCACUCACCACCCUUAUGUAAUGUGACUAAAGUGGGGUGAGGUGCACUUUAAACAGCUUUUCUGUAUAUUUAAAUCACAAUACAUUUGCAGGUUUUUCGCAUUCAGCUGCAACAUUUAGACAACUGACGGGCAAGUUGCAUAAGUUCUGCACUGGAUCGGUGUUUGCAAUUAAUGUUGGUUGAGAUAUAAUUUAGAUCCUCUGUGAGGACAUGAAUGUUGAUUAAUAAAAUUUGGCAAAUCCUAGAAGGUGUACUUGCAUUUACAUUGUAUUCACAUUUCUUUAGUGACCCUAAAAAUACUGAAUAAAUGGUAAUGUAUGUAAUAAA
This is a messenger RNA of Sinocyclocheilus rhinocerous, 1711 nucleotides long. RefSeq names its product alkaline phosphatase, intestinal, tandem duplicate 2 (gene alpi.2). Gene Ontology annotation, cellular component: plasma membrane. The record is from RefSeq and is a predicted model, not a curated record. NCBI's taxonomy places the organism in Eukaryota, Metazoa, Chordata, Actinopteri, Cypriniformes, Cyprinidae. The transcript is spliced from 10 exons. Gene Ontology annotation, biological process: dephosphorylation. Bases 17 to 1405 code for a protein of 462 amino acids. Gene Ontology annotation, molecular function: alkaline phosphatase activity.